AUGUUAUCAUUCGCAUCGUUAACGUUUGAAAAGUUUUGCUCAUCUAUUGACACGAAACACAAGAUAUUCGCAAAUCUGGAUCAACUCACGCGACAAUUAGACCACAAAUUGGAUUACUUUGUGGUCUUCUCGUCGGUCACGUGUGGCAAAGGAAACGGAGGUCAGUCUAACUACUCGUACGGGAACUCUAUGUGUGAACGUAUUUGCGAGCAAAGACGGAGGGAUGGUCUGCACGGACUGGCCAUACAGUACGGACCCAUCGGGGAUGUGGGUGUGUUUGCGGACACGGAUCAGUUGCUCACAAUGACAUCACUGCGCAAACAGCGGAUCAACUCGUGUUGCGAUGUUUUGGACAAACUAUUGGCUAUUAAACAGCCGAUUGUUACCUCUUAUAUCAAAGUGGAUCAAGUGAAAGAGUCGGGUAACCGGCAAAAGCGAAUGGUAGCCGAGUUAUGGCGGGCGCUGGGCAUCGACCCCGAGACCACUCCCAACCACUUGACGUUGGGUGAGAUCGGGUUGGAGUCCAUGUUUGCGGUGGAACUCCAGCAGGAGUUGGAAAGGGAGUGGAAUAUGAAGGUCACCCUCAAUCAGGUCAAGUCAAUCACCAUCGGUAUGCUGAAGGACUACGAGAGCGGCAACAUUAGCAACAUUAGGCGGCACUUGGAUGACAUCAAGCGGGCCCGGAGUCGCCUCUUGAAAAUCAAAUUCAUUAUACCGUCGGAGCCGUACGUACGGCUGAACGGCGUGACGAGUGGAAAGCCGGUGUAUGUGUUGCCGACUCUGGGCCUAAACUUUUCCAUGUUUGAAGAGUUGGCACAACGACUAAACCGACCGCUCAUUGGACUCAAUUGGACUCGAGAUGUGAGCAAACUGUCCACUCUUAAGGAGAUCAGCCGACAUUACAAGACCCUAUUGGCAGAACUGUCCCCCAAUGGCCGGUACGACGUGUUGGGCUGUUUCGAUACGGCUAUCGUUUGCUCCAAACUGUUGCGUAAAGGACUGGCAGAUAAGGCGGUGAUCAUUGACGUGAUAAACGACCAGCGCUUCUGCGAGGAUCAGCUCAACGACGACUUUGUGCUCGACCCGCGAAGUGAAACGGGAACCGGACAACAGCGCUUCUGCGAGGAUCAGCUCAACGACGACUUUGUGCUCGAGUUUAUGCUGACAACGAUGUCCAGUGAGAUCCCGGAGUCGUUUAAGAAUAAAAUAGCCCGCGAAGUGAAACGGGAACCGGACAUCAACGCCAAAGUCAAGCUCAUUGUCAACGAGGUGGUCGACUUUGGCGGCAAAGGACUGGUAGCUCCCGAUCUGGAGGAGAUCUUCCACAUAAUGUUAGCCCGAAUUCGUAUGCUUUCCGAGUAUAGACUCAAUAAAAGGAAAAAGUUGUCAAAUAAGCUAAAACUGGUGAUCGCUAAGAAGUGGGCUAAAAGUACCGGUAAAUUGGUUUUGAUUAAACCGUUUAAGUUUGAUUCGGUUGAGGACAUGGAGGUGUUCAUUGAGAAAUCGAGGGAAAUGUAUUUCUUGCCUGAUUCUGAGAAUACCGAUGCGAAUGAUAACAUAGCGGUCGAGAGUGUGGACACUCCCUGUGCUAUGGAUAUGAUGGCCACUGAGAUAGUCGACAAACUUGAAGAGGCACUCAAAUAA
Messenger RNA from Oppiella nova, 1644 nucleotides. The record is from the annotation of a GenBank genome assembly. NCBI's taxonomy places the organism in Eukaryota, Metazoa, Arthropoda, Arachnida, Sarcoptiformes, Oppiidae.